AUGUCUGACACAGCACCGUCCACCGAGCAAGCUUUGGCUUCGGUUUCGCGUUCGCGUUCGCCGAGUGCUGCUCCUGUCGAUGCAGCCGAGGCGGCGCGGCUGAAACGCGAAGCUCGCAAAGCUCGAAUCCUCAGCAAAGGUUCGGACCGUCUAGCACGCAUCACCAAUACCGGCCGUGGCGAAGGCGCGUCUGCCUACCUCAAUGACAACACUACGUCGCUACCUUGUACGCCUGCUGCGCGACCUGCAGCCGCGGCAAGUGCCCCCGCCGCAGUCGCAGUCGCCGACGAUGACGAUCCGCUCGAGGUGGACAUCUCUACUCUACCGCCCAGACAGAAUCGGCUGGAGGGCGACGAGGCUCCGAAUCCAUUUGGCAUGUUUGGUGGUGGUUUGAAUGGCACAUCAGGGCAGAACCCUAUGGAGGCGCUUAUGGCCAUGAUGCAAGGUGGACUUGGUGGUCCCGGUGCGGGCGGUGCGGACGGUGCGCCUGGUGGUCAAGCAGACAUGUCUGGUCUGCCACCGCAGCUUGCAGCGAUGAUGCAGCAGUUCGGUGCGGCUCCUGGUGCGGCUGGCGGAGCGGCUGGCUUACGCAGAGCGACAGCGACAAAGUCGACUGCCGAACGAUGCUUUGACGUGCUACAAGCUGUGCUCGUGCUCGCGCUCGCGGUGUUCGCGGUGAAGUCGUCGCUUGUAGACUUGGACCGAUCGGGAGUCAUGCCACCAACCAUGGGCGACUCCACCACUAGCGGCGGCGCCACUCUGGCUCCGACACUCGUCCAAAGAUGGGCUGCACUCGGUUACCAGCAACCUAGGCCGAUCGAGUGGUCGACGAUCUCGGCGCGCUUGCCUCUGUUCUGGAUCUUUGUCUCGCUCGAAGUGGUUUUACAAGCAUCACGCAUCCUGAUGUUCUCGCGCAAAUCCCCGCCACCCCCCUCGCUCCUCUCGACGCUCACAUCGAUGCUGCCGAUCCGCAACUUGCAUCUGGCUCUCACGCUCGCCGCCAAGUACGUCGCGCUCCUCAACGCGCUCGUCAAUGACGUCUGUCUGCUGGCCUUCGUUUUCGGCAGCAGCGUGCUCUGGAGCUCGUGGAUGCUAGGCGGCACAGCCAUGCUAGAUCAUACCGUCAACACGUUGGUCCAUAAUGAGUUGUAG
Mycosarcoma maydis (corn smut) is the source of this 1152-nucleotide messenger RNA. RefSeq lists its product as uncharacterized. Lineage: Eukaryota; Fungi; Basidiomycota; Ustilaginomycetes; Ustilaginales. The coding region runs from base 1 to 1152 and encodes 383 amino acids. The record is from RefSeq and is a predicted model, not a curated record. The transcript has a single exon. Gene Ontology annotation, biological process: retrograde vesicle-mediated transport, Golgi to endoplasmic reticulum.